Messenger RNA from Magnolia sinica, 657 nucleotides. RefSeq names its product protein pleiotropic regulatory locus 1-like. Gene Ontology annotation, cellular component: Prp19 complex; catalytic step 2 spliceosome; precatalytic spliceosome. Bases 16 to 363 code for a protein of 115 amino acids. The transcript is spliced from 4 exons. Gene Ontology annotation, molecular function: protein binding. The record is from RefSeq and is a predicted model, not a curated record. Gene Ontology annotation, biological process: mRNA splicing, via spliceosome. NCBI's taxonomy places the organism in Eukaryota, Viridiplantae, Streptophyta, Magnoliopsida, Magnoliales, Magnoliaceae.
UCAUUGAUAUUCAACAUGAUAAAUGUUUUUACUUUACAGGAUCCUCAGGUGGUGACUGGCUCUCAUGACACAACCAUUAAGUUUUGGGAUCUUAGAGGUGGGAAAUCAAUGCUAACCCUUACCUAUCAUAAGAAAUCUGUUCGAGCAAUGGCACAGCAUCCUACAGAGAACAGUUUUGCAUCUGCAUCAGCAGACAACAUAAAGAAAUUCAACCUUCCUCGAGGAGAGUUUCUGCAUAAUAUGCUCUCCCAGCAGAAAACUAUCAUAAAUUCCAUGAAAGUCAAUGAAGACAGUGUGAUGGCAACGGGAGGCAAGCUGAGUCUCGUUUACGCCGUUGAUUUGGAAUCAACAGAAGUGGUUUGACCAACUGGGUUGUGAUAUCAGGGCUCACUGAAUCUUAAGUCUAAUAACUGGAUUAUGCAAUCAAAGUAAAAUGCAAAUAUAAUAUUUUAAACCCUGACCGUACCUUAACCUGUUUCCUUGGGCUCUUUGGUCCAACUGCUGGUCAGAUCCAUUCCAGCUGGAAAUACUUAUGCUAGAAUUAUGAGAAUCCAAGGAAUCAGCACAGUAGUGGCCUUGGGAUCGAGCCUUGACUGCUGAACUUUCAUUUCAUUAAGUAACAGCUAACCUCCUAAUUAAUCUGGGUUUAGAGUAAGG